Messenger RNA from Lathyrus oleraceus (garden pea), 1208 nucleotides. Its product is annotated as protein FANTASTIC FOUR 1. Bases 398 to 1078 code for a protein of 226 amino acids. The record is from RefSeq and is a predicted model, not a curated record. NCBI's taxonomy places the organism in Eukaryota, Viridiplantae, Streptophyta, Magnoliopsida, Fabales, Fabaceae. The transcript has 2 exons.
CUCAAUAUAAAUCUCUCUCUCUAGAGUUGUCGUCUUCUAGAUCGUCUUCUCUCCAUGCUUAUCAUCUCAAUUCAGUUCUUCAUUCCAACCUAGGCACAUGGUUCCGACCAUUCAAACCAUCCUUUUCUUCUUAGAGGAGCCUGAAGAAGCCUGAAGAAAUGAAUGAGAUUCAUAUACACUCAUAACUCAUCUUAGCUGUCUCUGUAUCAUCUUUUCGAUUCUCUCUUCAUUGCCACACCUUCACGAAAACCUAGCCACUACUUCACUCUCUUUCUCUGCUAUAUCUUUAACCAAAACACAACUCUUUAUUAUUGCUUCAUCUUCUCUCUUUAUAUAUCAUCCAUUGAUUACUUUUCAUUACACUAACCAACCCAUUUUUCAUUCAUUGAUAUUAACAAUGACUUUUAGAUCUUUCAGCUCUAUAUUAUACCCUUACCCUUCUGAUGACUAUGACUACAUUGGUAAUGAAAGUUGCAUUGACUUUCAAACUGAUAACAAUAAGUCUCUACCUUCUUCCAGUGAACAGAAAAUGAAAAGCUGCAUUAGAAAUAGGGAAAAGAAAAGAGAGUUCCCUCCUCCUAUACCUUGCCUUGCUCAAACUCAAAACCUGGCUUCUCACAUGCCGUAUGUGUUGAAAAGAUACUACACUGAUGAAGGAAGGUUGAUUAUCAAGGAAGAGAAAGUGAAACAUCAUGAGUAUUUUCAUGCACACAGAGAGAAUGGUAGACUUACUUUGCAGCUUGUUCCACUUGGUUAUGACGACGAUGAUGACGAUUUCAUGGAGGAAGAAGAGGAAGUAGAAGAAGUAAAAGAAGUUGAAGAAGAAGAGGAGGAGAUUAACAACGCUAUCAUGGAUCAAAGUGUUAUUAUAAAUGAUGAUUUUGAAGCAGAAAAUAUGGAUAACACUCAAAAGAAUGUUGAAAAUGAGAAUGAGGUUGCUGUUGAAAAUGAGAAUGAGAUAAUAGGGGGUGCAAAUACUAAACCAAAUUAUUUAAACUGUAACAACAGUGUCAUAUCAUCUUCUUCUGGUAUAUUUGGGGUACUUCCUCUGCAACCUAUAAGAACAGUACGUGGUUGAUUAGUGAAUUAAGUUCAGUUUGUUUUACUUGUUAGUUGCAUGCAAUUUGUUAAGCUUUGUAGACUCUUUAAUGGCUAGGGAUUGUAGUUGUUCUUGUUCUUUGCAAUAUUGUCGGUGUUUCUCUUUUGCA